Messenger RNA from Leptidea sinapis, 1576 nucleotides. It is a transcript of the gene Bem46, whose product is annotated as protein ABHD13. Gene Ontology annotation, molecular function: palmitoyl-(protein) hydrolase activity. The record is from RefSeq and is a predicted model, not a curated record. Bases 238 to 1245 code for a protein of 335 amino acids. The transcript is spliced from 5 exons. NCBI's taxonomy places the organism in Eukaryota, Metazoa, Arthropoda, Insecta, Lepidoptera, Pieridae. Gene Ontology annotation, cellular component: membrane.
AUUUACAUUUUACUCAUAUACAUAAUUUAAAUAACAUAAUUAAUACUAUAAUAUUUUUUUUACUAAACAAAAAUACUGGCUUCUACUUCUAGUUUCUACUGGACUACUGGUACAACUUCUGCUUACGAGCUAGCUAUUAUAUAUUUAAAUUAUUUAUGGCUUACGACUGAUACUGAUACUAUGGCUUUUUUUUAAAUAAAAUGAUAAUAAAUAGCGUGUUCCUAUUAUAAAUUUAUCAUGUAUAACUUACUUAAAAUAAUUAUAUAUCGUUUAUGGGUUUUUGCAUCGUUAGUUAUAAUAUCUAGUGGUCUAUUACUUUGGUUUUAUGGACAACUUCUAGCAUUCACUGUGUUUAUAUUGGGAAUUUGUGGUGUUUUGUACACUGCUCAAGAUCUGUUGUUGUAUUAUCCAAAUGACCCACCUGAUUCAAGAACAUUUGUACUUCAACCCAGCAACUUCCAAUUACCAUAUGAAAACAUAAAAAUAACAACAAAUGAUGGUUAUAAGAUACAUUUGUAUCUCAUAAAACAAUUGAGUAAUAGUAAUCACAUCCCAACUAUGAUAUUUUUCCAUGGAAAUGCAGGAAAUAUGGGCCAAAGAUUGACUAAUGUUUCCAAGCUAUAUCACAAAUUAAAUAUAAAUAUUUUGCUUGUGGAGUAUCGGGGCUAUGGUCUGUCUGAGGGUUCGCCUUCAGAAACUGGGCUCUAUACCGAUGCCCAGGCAGCCUUUGACUACAUAAUGCAGAGGAGUGAUGUAGACCGCAGUAAAAUCCUUUUAUUUGGGAGGUCACUAGGUGGAGCUAUAGCAAUAGAUUUAGCAUCUAGGAUAGAGAAUAGAAAUAAAAUAUGGGCUAUGAUCGUUGAAAACACAUUUACAAGUAUACCUGACAUGGCUAAAAUAUUAUUAAAAUGGAGAAUUCUUUCAUGGUUGCCACAAUUUUGUCAUAAAAAUAAGUACAUGUCCUUAAUGAAGAUGAGGAGUGUAUUGACACCAACACUGGUUAUUUCUGGCUCGAAUGAUUUAUUAGUUCCUCCAAUUAUGGGAAAAGAAUUAUAUGUGAGAUGCGGAGCUGUGUAUCGAAACCUGGCUGUCAUGCCCGGGGGUGAUCAUGAUAACACAUGGACUUGCAUUGACUAUUACAGCACAAUACAGCAGUUUCUUGAUCAUGUCCCAGAGCUGCCCGAGAGUGUGUCACCAUUGUAUGAAACAAAUGAUAAUGACUCUCAGCUUGUGCAUAUAGUGUGAACUAUGGUUUAUGUUGCUUCUCAAUUUGGUCAUAGUACAAAGUAAUGAUAUAGGAAAUUUUAUUAGUGAAUGUAUUCAUUCUGGUAUUCUGGCAUGAUAUAGUGAUAAUAGCAAUGCCGUUUGUGACAUCCACUGACAGUGUAAAGUGUACAUCAUCAGUGUUAGCAAUAGUGAAGUUGCCUUAUAUGUGUCUACAGUCUAGAUAGUCAAUUAUAUGCAUGUUUAAAUUUAUUAUCUAUAUUUUUAUAAGUCUGCACAAUUUAUUUUUAAGCAAUAUUUUUUAGCAUUGUUAAAAUUUUAUGCCCAAAUAAAUUAUAUAGUGUUCAUAAAA